Molecule: messenger RNA, 1937 nt
Organism: Periconia digitata
Lineage: Eukaryota; Fungi; Ascomycota; Dothideomycetes; Pleosporales; Periconiaceae
Source: the annotation of a GenBank genome assembly
UGCAAUCUCCAGGCCCCAUUCGCUCCUCACACCAAGCGGCAUGAUGCGACUCGCUUCUAUUCCCAGACUCCCGUUCAGGCCUCCCGCUCCGUCCACUACCCUUGCUAUUAAGAUUGUCACCCGUCUGCAUGGAGAUACAGAGGGACAUGGGCUACUACCUGCAUACUAUAUCCAACGCGGUACAUAUCUUAGUUAUAUGAACUUUUUUCGCUCCAAAUUUCGCCCCAGGCCCCAUGUAAUUUCCCUCCCACUUUCCCCUCUUCCCCUCAACAUCUGUCAUUGCAUCUACCCAUUCCUUUCUCCCUUCCUUCUCUUGCAUCGGUGCUCUGUCAAACGUGGUGCUUGCGCCUUGCGGUCUUCAAACUGGUCGUUCAUCCGAGUAGAGGCUGUUUGUUGCGAUUUGGUUUGCGCCGCCGCCGAUCAUCCGUGUUUCUUAUACUACUAUGGGUCAAGUAGGCCUCGCGCCGUUUCUGGUGCGCUACAUCAAGCUGCUGGCUACAGCUGCCUUUGUCAUACUGGUCUGGACUAUCGUGGACCGCGCUGUUGAAUCUCCCACACACUCAGAGCAUGCUUCACGAUCGCUUCAAGCGGAAAAAUCACAGGCCGAACUUGCUAUUCCACACGAAGAAGCAUCCGAACAAGAGUCAGGACACAAGGAUGCGGACGCUCCAUCGUUGCCCAAUGCCCCAACUCAAUGGACCGAUACAAACUCCACACUAGGUUUUGGAACCAUCCUCGCCGUCUCACAUGCAACAUCAAAGCGCAAGGCUGGGCUCCUGUGGGCUGCCAACAUCACUGGCAUUGACAUUGAAAUCCCCGACCAACCGGUUUGGUCGCAAGGAGAUAUAGAUGCCAUUCGAAUGGGAAAAACCAAAUGGGUGACCAAGGGAACUGCUAUGGCCUGGCUCGGACACUUGAAUGCACUCAGAAAAUUCCUCGCCUCUCCCCACGAAACCGCCCUCAUUCUAGAAGAUGAUGCUGACUGGGACAUCGCCCUACGCACUUCCGAAGUGCCCCUCGCUGCCAGUGCCCUCCGCCACCUCUUCCACACCAACUCCCCCAACCACCAAUACAAAUACGAGCAACAACAAAAUCCUCAACAACCCCAGCAACAAGCCCAUCACAUGCACCACCAACACCACCAUCCCUCUCACCCCUCCCAAUCCCGCAGCAACCUCCUGACCUCCUCCACGGACCCGCACUACUGGGGCGACACUUCAACCUGGGAGAUCCUCCACCUAGGCCACUCAGACAGCGAAUUCUACGACCGCGAAAAUGGCGCAACCCUCGCUCGCAUCCACUCCAAUCCUUCCACCGCCUACCCCGACCCCUCCCUCCCAGACCCCGACCGCAUCAACCCCGCCACAAAAACCCUCCUCUACAGCCUCGCAGUGCCCCUCUCCUCGCGUCUCUGGCACCGCUCCCACUGGCCCCUAGGAUCCUACGCCUACGGCAUCACCCGCGCAGCCGCAACGCGCAUCGUGGAUCUGUACUCGUCCGGCUCCACGGGCAGCGCGUCCGCCGACGCCUUCGACGUCGUGCUGCUUGAGCUCUGUCGCGAUCACGGCUGGAAGUGCUGGACGCUUGAACCGGGCCUCAUCGGCGAGUAUUACACGCCCAGUGAGAUCGCGCUGCAGAACCUCAGUGAGGAGGAGAGGCGCAGGGCUAGAGAGGAAGAGGAGAUCUACGACACGUGGAAUUUGAGGUGUGCGGUCCGGCAGCGCGCGCUCUGGGUUGACGAGGGUGAUGAGGGCGGGAGAGCGGGCAUGAUCGAGAAGGUUGGACGCGGGGAGUGUCCUGUCGAGUAUUAGGGGCUGGGGAAGGCGUUUCUUCUUUCUUCUCUUCUUUUUCUUCCUCCCCUCCUUUUUUGGUGGUGGUGUUGUGAGUAUGAUGUGAUAUCCCUUUCUUUUUUCUUUUUUUCUUCCUCUCCCUCUUUU